AUGGAGACCGUAGUGUUGAUUGUGGGUGCUGGACCAGCCGGCUUGGCAACAUCGGUUUGUCUAAACCAACACUCAAUCCCAAACAUAAUCCUCGAGAAAGAAGACAUCCAUGCAUCACUUUGGAAGAAACGAGCCUACGAACGUCUCAAGCUUCACUUAGCCAAAAACUUCUGCCAGCUACCUUACAUGCCUCACGGUUCUGAUGUUCCAACCUUUAUGUCCAAAGAUCUUUUCAUCGAAUACCUUGACGCUUAUGUCACCCGCUUUGACAUAAAACCUAGAUACAACUGCGCCGUGAAGUUCUCAACGUUCGAGGUGUCCAAUAACAAGUGGAGGGUAGAGGCAGAAAACAUUGUAACGGGAGAAACCGAGGUGUACUGGUCGGAGUUUCUGGUGGUUGCGACCGGAGAGAAUGGAGAUGGAAAUAUUCCGACUGUGAAAGGGAUUGAUACUUUCCCCGGAGAGAUUGUACAUUCAAGCAUGUAUAAGUCUGGUCGUGAUUUUAAAGGUCAAAAUGUUCUAGUGGUCGGAGGUGGAAAUUCUGGUAUGGAGAUAAGUUUUGACCUCUGUAACUUUGAUGCUAAUACCACCGUCCUUGUUCGAACUCCGAGACACAUAUUGACCAAAGAAGAAGUAUACUUAGGGAUGUCACUAUUAAAGUAUUGUCCGGUGAAAAUGGUUGAUACAUUGGUGAUGGCGGUGUCCACGGCAAGAUCAUUUAUGUACGGAGAUCUCUCUAAGUAUGGGCUCUUCCGGCCAAAACAAGGCCCUUUCGCAACAAAACUCUUUAGUGGAAAAGCUCCUGUUAUUGAUGUUGGAACUGUUCAAAAGAUUUGCGAUGGCAAGAUUCAGGUUAUCAAUGGUGGCAUAAGAAGCAUCCAAGAGAAGACCUUAACAUUUGAAAAUGGAAAGAAACAAGAUUUCGAUGUGAUUGUGUUUGCGACUGGUUACAAAAGCUCAGUCUGCAAUUGGUUAAAGAACUAUGAAUACAUGAUGAAGAAAGAUGGUUUUCCCAAAAACCCAAUGCCGAAACAUUGGAAAGGAGAAAAUAAUCUUUAUUGUGCUGGAUUUUCGAGGAAGGGAAUCGCUGGAGCCGCCCAAGAUGCAGUAUCCGUAGCCGAAGACAUCAGAUCUAUCUUGGCAACUACCAUAUACUGA
Molecule: messenger RNA, 1158 nt
Organism: Raphanus sativus (radish)
Lineage: Eukaryota; Viridiplantae; Streptophyta; Magnoliopsida; Brassicales; Brassicaceae
Product: probable indole-3-pyruvate monooxygenase YUCCA10
Exons: 4
Coding region: 1-1158 (385 amino acids)
Molecular function (GO): NADP binding; monooxygenase activity; flavin adenine dinucleotide binding
Source: RefSeq, a predicted model, not a curated record